CAGAAUAUCAAAGAUAGCAAAGAUGGUGGCAAGAAUGGAGUUGAAAAGUAUAGCCGGCGCAGUGUAUGUGCAAUUGGCAUACGCGGCAAUGUUCCUGGCAUCACGACUAGCCUUCACCAAAGGCAUGAGCCACUUUGCCUUCGUCCUCUAUCGUCAAAUCGUUGCCAGCCUCGCCAUCGGCCUUCCAGCAGCUUACUACCUCUAUAGGGGUGGGAGGUGGAGCUGUAUGACUUGGAGGAGCAUGAAACACGUCUUCAUCCUUGCACUGAUCGGGAUAAGCUUCAGUCAAAAUUUCUACUAUGCUGGAUUGGCGUUGACUUCCUCGACAUUCGCCAGCACCAUGAACAAUCUGAUACCCGUCGUCACUUUCUUGCUCGCCUACUUCCUCAAAUUGGAGCGAGUAAGAAUAAAGGUAUGGGAUGGACAAGCUAAGAUCCUCGGCACACUUUUUUGUGUUGGUGGAGCAAUGCUGAUGACAUUCUACGAGAACACUACACGCCAAAGUCAAGAGGAUUCACAUGUACAACAACAACUUUAUCUGGAUCAUUUUCCUUUAGGUCAAUCAUUGGUCAAACUUGUUGGCAAAAGCCAUGGAAGCUUCCUCUUUGGAGCACUUCUUACCAUCAUAGGCUCUUGGUCCAUGUCCUUCUUCAUGAUCUAUCAGGCAUGGAUCGUGCGAGAAUACCCUUCUCAGCUCACCCUUUCUGCCAUGGUCAGCUUCAUGGGUUGCCUCCAGUGUGCCCUAGUGUCUCUCCUCCUUGAGAACCCUUCAGCUUUGAUAAUACAAUGGGACAUGCAGCUUCUCCUCAUAGCGUACAGUGGAAUAUUUUGCACAGGUUUAGGGUUCUUCAUCAUAAUGUGGUGCGUGAAGGAAAGAGGCCCAGUCUUUGUCACCAUGUUUAGUCCUUUGUCAUCAGUGGUUGUGGCCAUUAUGGAGCCCUUGCUGCUUCAUGAGCAACUCACUUGGAGCAGUGUAUUGGGCAUGGCCAUAAUCAUUGCUGGUCUCUACCUAUACCUGUGGGCCAAAGCUCAAGAUAGUAACCCUUCCACUGAUCAGUCUCAACUCACUGAUGAGGAAGAAGAAAGGGCCAUUGAUGCAAAUGAAAGAAGCUCCCGUGAAGAAAUUACAAUUGGCAUCCAGGCACCUCUGCUAGCCAAUACUAAUUCCUAGUCACUACAAGAAAAUAUAAUAGGCUUUAGAGACAAGUUUUUAAGACAAAAAUAAAAUCUAUUUCAAAUUUAUCUAAACCAGAAAUAGAUUUAGAAGUGAGUGCACGCAUUUAUGGAUAUCUUAUGCAUCGUUAAAAUAACUAGCUAGAUUACAUGAAUAUAAUUGUUCUCUCUUUUAUAUAUUAUGCUAGUCCAAAAGGUACUCUGCAAACGUACUUGAAAGCGUAUUUCUAUGUAACAGACUCAAGAGUAAAU
Messenger RNA from Zingiber officinale, 1425 nucleotides. RefSeq names its product WAT1-related protein At2g37460-like. The record is from RefSeq and is a predicted model, not a curated record. NCBI's taxonomy places the organism in Eukaryota, Viridiplantae, Streptophyta, Magnoliopsida, Zingiberales, Zingiberaceae. Bases 23 to 1171 code for a protein of 382 amino acids. The transcript is spliced from 7 exons. Gene Ontology annotation, molecular function: transmembrane transporter activity. Gene Ontology annotation, cellular component: plasma membrane.